AUGCAGCAAAAGUCAAACUAUUCUUAUGGAAAUGUCUCACAGACACAGUGCCAACAAGUGAAGACUUGCAAGGAAUACAGGUGGAAAUAUCUCAUUGUGUCAGUUUUGCAUAAGGAACUGGAAACUUCUGAACACCUGUUAAUGCAUUGUUCCUUCACCAAGGCAGUCUUAACUUCAGUCCCAGGUGGCCUCAGCUCCAUGGCAAAUCUCAACACUCUUCAGUCCUGGGUUUCAAGUUGGUUUGAUGUCAACAAUCAAGAUGGGGAAAUGUGGAAGGAGAGAUGCAAUGCAGUUUUUGAUAACUUAAAACCCAACCCAGUCUCAUGCAUAAGAAGAUCUCAAAAUCUUCUUCAUUCUGUCAAGACUGACAAUUAUUUUUCUACAAUGUCUAGACCCACUAACCUUAUGUCUAGAAAUAGUACUUGGAUCCCUCCUUCGGCACCUUUCCUUACAAUUAAUUUAGAUGCUUGUUAUAAGUUAUUGCAUAAAGAGUGUGGAAUUGGACUAAUAAUUAGAUAUUUUGCAGGGUCUCACAGAUGGUCGAGAUGCAUAUACAGAGAUGGAUAUCUAAGCGCCGAGGAGGGAGAGUGUAUGGAAGCAUUGGAGGCAGUGAAAUGGGCAGUGAGUCUGCAGCUAGAGUGCAUCAUCCUGGAGACAGAUUCAUUUAACGUGUCUGCUGCAAUCAAUGGUGUUGACACAAGCAUAUAUUGGGAACAUCUUCCAAUCAUUAAAGAUGUUAAAUUUUUCCUUAGUAAGAUUAGAAUGUGGAAAGUGAGGCAUGUAAUAAGAGAGUGUAACAAUAUAGCUGAUUUGCUAGCAAAACACUCUAGAAAGUACAAAGUGACUGAGACAUGGCAAGAUUCAGCUCCUCCAUUUAUCUGUACUGAACUUGAAGAAGAUUUGAGGGAUAACCCCUCAAACUUCUUGGCAUAA
Molecule: messenger RNA, 933 nt
Organism: Papaver somniferum (opium poppy)
Lineage: Eukaryota; Viridiplantae; Streptophyta; Magnoliopsida; Ranunculales; Papaveraceae
Exons: 1
Coding region: 1-933 (310 amino acids)
Molecular function (GO): nucleic acid binding; RNA-DNA hybrid ribonuclease activity
Source: RefSeq, a predicted model, not a curated record